AUGUCCGAAGAUGAACCCUGUAUAGAGGCAUCAACAACCAGUCGUGCAGGGGAAAGCUUGUCGUGUGUGUUAUGCCGGAGUCGGAAACUUAAAUGUGACCGCACUAAACCGCGGUGUAACCGGUGCAAGAAGGCCAGUGCCGAGUGUGCCUAUCCCGAGUCCCGGAGGAAGCCGGCGUUCAAGCGGAGGAUUGUGAAGGAGCUUGAGGCUCGCCUAGUUCAAGUUGAGGUGCUCUUAAAGGAAGCGGCAGAGAAUAGAGCACAGCAUAAGGAGCCUGUCAACUCUCUCCCCGCUGAAACGCUGCCGGCCGAAGAUGUCAUGAACCAGGGGGUGGACUUCGCAGACCAUGACAUCUCAUUUGAUCAUGGCGACCAGUUCUCCUUCCCAAGAGACCCAGCGACGACAUUCCCGGCUAGUAACUUCGGCACCCAACCCCAAAAUGACGCCCCCCCUUUUAUGGACCUCAUGGACCUAGGUGGGCUACACGAGAGCCUGCCCCCUUUCGAGAUGAUGGAAGCCCUCAACGGAAUCUUCUUCACCCGCCACCACAACCUCAUCCCGGCGAUCCAUCCUGCUCGCUACCUGCAGGCGUUUUAUUCUGCUCCGCACAUGAGACCCCCCAUGUCUCUCCAAUACGCCAUCUGGGCUCUCGCUGCGUAUGGCGAUCCGAAGUAUGGCCACUACCAUGAGGUCUUCUAUCGGCGCGCGAGGCAGUACGCUGAUUCGGAUGAGAUGAAGGGACACGGCGAACACUUCAUCACCAUCGCGCACGCGCAGGCGUGGAGUCUAAUCGCCAGCUACGAAGCCAAGGUGAUGACGUUCACCCGCGCCUCCAUGAGCGGCGCCAGGGCCGUUCGGCUGGUGGAGAUGAUGGGAUUGCAUCGGCUUGACGACGCCACGGACGAGAUAAGUCCGACGCUGCUGCCGCCGAGGGAUUGGACGGAACUGGAAGAGCGAAGACGGGUGUUCUGGGGCGUGUUUUGUAUUGACAGCCAUUGCUCUAUCUCGACGGGCUGGCCGUUUCUCAUCGAUGCUUCUGAGGUCACAACUCUACUGCCUGCCCCAGAAGAAGCUUUCCGAAAUGGCGAGGAGGUAAAAACAUGCAGUCUCCACGAUGCCGUUAAGGGGUAUCCAUACUCAUCAUUCGCUGGGACAAUUUUAGCCUGUCAUUUCUUCAACCAAAUCCUGAAACACGUCCACAGACCCAAGCCAGGCGACCACCCCGAAGACUACGAACACGGCGAAUACUGGAAACGGCACCGCGAGAUCGACAACACCAUCUCGAGCGCCUUCAUGUACCUGCCGAGCUCCUUCCGAAUGCCCGACAACUACCGCGACCCCGUCGCCAUCCACGCCAACAUCAACUUCCACGCCGCCACCAUUUGCCUGCACCACUCCGCCCUCGACAAGAUAGACACGUACAAGUUACCCGAGAGCGUUCAGAAAACCUCCCGGGAUCGCUUGACCACGGCAGCUCAUGAAAUCACUAACAUCAUCAAGCUCACUAGCCAUACGAAAACCACCCCGCAGAGAAGCCCCCUAGCCGCACUCUCCCUCUACUGCGCCGCCUCCGUCUACAUCUACCUGUGCAAAGAACCGCCCCCCUCCCCCACCCCCACCCCCGCCUACACCGCCAACCUCGACUUCAUCAUCGCCGCCAUGUCGGCCCUCGGGCAAACCCACCCCAUCACCAAAGCCUUCCUGCGCCAGGUCGUCGCCGACAUCGAGCAGAGCGGCAUCCGCAUCCGCGCCGUCGGCAUGCCGCACCUCGACGGCCUGGGCGACCGGUUCCGCGACACGAUCUCGCACAACAUCCCGCUGCUCGCGCGGUCGCGCAUAUCGAGGCACACGCAGGUGCAGCCGCCGCUGCCGGGGCGGCAGCUGCCGCUGGGAAGGCCGGUUGGGCCGGUGUUUGAUGCCGAGCUUGCGGGCGGGCGAGGGGUAGUAGCUAGCAGCGUGGCAGGUUGUCGCAAGCGGAGGCGCACAUGUCCGCCUUCCGAGGCCAGCGCUGCGCGCGACGGUAGUCCGGAGGGAACCCACGCUGCGGCGUCGUGCAUCGCCACGCCCUCGUCGCCUGCCGACACGAUCCCCGCGAGGGGGCCCAGGGCGCGAGACGCUGCUUCUGCCUGUCGCGCUUCCCCUACUCCCGCUGCUAUUGGCAGUAGUAAUAAUAAUAAUAAUAAUAACACGCGCCCCUCUCGUUUCCAAACCACACACUGCGACCCAGGAGGACGCACAACACCCACGUCCAAAAGCGCCUUCCACAGCCCCUGGGAUACCAACACCGCGUACGCUAACACCCCUCUCGAGUCCGAUAUAUCCAACCCGUAUGCCGAAAACAGUGGUGCAAACGGGGAUGUCGACGCGGACAUCCCCUGGGUUCUUACCGGUAACGUUGGUAGCGGCGAUACCGGAGAGCUGGGCAUGGACUGGGAGGCUCUGGCUGCUAGUUUAGGGGAUGGGUUUUUUAGAUAG
Messenger RNA from Hypoxylon fragiforme, 2475 nucleotides. RefSeq lists its product as uncharacterized. The transcript has 9 exons. Gene Ontology annotation, cellular component: nucleus. NCBI's taxonomy places the organism in Eukaryota, Fungi, Ascomycota, Sordariomycetes, Xylariales, Hypoxylaceae. The coding region runs from base 1 to 2475 and encodes 824 amino acids. The record is from RefSeq and is a predicted model, not a curated record. Gene Ontology annotation, molecular function: zinc ion binding; DNA binding; DNA-binding transcription factor activity, RNA polymerase II-specific. Gene Ontology annotation, biological process: regulation of DNA-templated transcription; DNA-templated transcription.